AUGAAAUCCAGCUGUAACAUACGAGAAGCAGAAGCAACAAAAAUUAAGGAUGAGGACAUGGAAGUCCUGGAGGACGUCGACAAAGAGCCAGCUGAGAAGAGUGAGGAAGCUCUGAAGAAAAUUUUUGUCCAGCAAGAGAAUGAUGAGCGCUUCUUCCUUCUAGGCUCGGGCUUGACUGAGGAAGAGGAAAAAGAGAGCAACUUAUCAGAGACUGGUGACCAAGAUGUUCAGACAUUUAAUAGGAAGAACAGUGGAGGGUUUAAAGCCUUAAACAAUGAAGCAGAGUAUGAAGCAUUAAUCGCAGGAUUAAAGCUGGCAGUAACAAUAGAAGUUGACGUGGUAAUAGUCUUCUAUGACUCCCAGCUUAUCGUCAACCAGGCCAUAGGCGAAUACGCAGCCCGAGAUGAAAGGAUGUCAACCUAUGUAAAUAAGAGUAAUGAUCAAGUAGAAGCCUCCAAUAGGGUUAUCUUGGAUGGAAUCAAGAAGAGGCUAGAAGCAGCAAAGGGAAAGUAG
This is a messenger RNA of Camellia sinensis, 513 nucleotides long. The record is from RefSeq and is a predicted model, not a curated record. NCBI's taxonomy places the organism in Eukaryota, Viridiplantae, Streptophyta, Magnoliopsida, Ericales, Theaceae.